Molecule: messenger RNA, 1565 nt
Organism: Dipodomys ordii (Ord's kangaroo rat)
Lineage: Eukaryota; Metazoa; Chordata; Mammalia; Rodentia; Heteromyidae
Product: zinc finger protein 383-like
Exons: 2
Coding region: 441-1316 (291 amino acids)
Biological process (GO): regulation of DNA-templated transcription
Molecular function (GO): DNA-binding transcription factor activity, RNA polymerase II-specific; RNA polymerase II cis-regulatory region sequence-specific DNA binding
Source: RefSeq, a predicted model, not a curated record
AUUCCAUAUGAUUGACUUUCCAAUGAAAGAAUCCUCUUCCUUUUGUGUUCCUAAGUGUUGGAUUUUAUGUUUCUCAGAGUUCAAAGGGCUCCUCAGUGUGUGUCUACUAUUUGCUAUGUGUCUAAUAUUUGUUCUCUCUCAGUGUGAAAUGCUUAACUGUGUGAUUAAUCAGAUGGGAACUUUGUAUCUUUGCAGAUACCUCUCCUAGAUAUGUAAUUAAAGAAUUGCCACCCAGUGCGGGCAGCGGUAGGGGAGAAAUAUCCCAAAGUCAUGACUACGAAGGCACUGACGAGUUUUCCUGGGAAGAAGUCCAGAAAGCUCCGCCACGCACUCGGAGAAAGCAUCACAAAUGUGGGGAGUGUGGGAAGGUGUUCAGAUACCCCUCAGUCCUGGAGCGGCACCGGCUGAGCCACACUAGGGAGAAGCUGCACCACUGCACCAUGUGCUGGAAGUCUUUCUCCACACGUUCUCGUCUCUUGGUUCACAAGCGAAGCCAUAGUGAUGUGAAGCCCUAUUCUUGUUUGGAGUGCGGGAAGACGUUCUGCAAGGCCAACAGGCUCACUGUGCACCGCAUGAUACACACUGGGGAGAAGCCAUAUGUGUGUGAAAAGUGUGGCAAGGCCUUCCGAGUGCCUGCUACUCUCGCAGCACACCAGGCUAUGCACACUGGACACAAGCCCCAGAAGUGCGCCAAGUCCGGCAAGGCGUUCAGCUACAGCUCCAGCCACCUCCGGCAUAGCAGGAUGCACACUGGAGACAAGCCAUUCCAGAGUGUGUGUGGCAAGGCCUUCAUGCGUGGAUCCCGUGAAGCACACAAGGCUGUUCACAUUGGAUGCAAGCCACAUAAGUGUGAGGAUUGUGGGAAGGUGUUUGGCUACCCUGGCGCCCUACUCAUGCACCGCAGGACGCACACCGGAGAGAAGCCGCACCGCUGCACCCAGUGCGGGAAGGCAUUUGCACAGAAAAAUGACCUGGCGCGCCACCAGAGGACACACACCGGGGAGAGACCGUUCGUGUGCAGUGAGUGCGGGAAAGCCUUUAAAUCCCAGACAGAACGCCGCAGCCACCUUGCCAUCCACACAGGACAUAAGCCCCACCAGUGUACAGAGUGCGGGAAGGCAUUUUCCCGGAAGACGAAUCUGGUGCGCCACCAACAGAUCCACAUCAGUGAGGGCCCGUACGAAUGUGACAUAUGCGGCAUGGUGUGCAGCCGGCGCUCUAACUUCACGUGCCAUCGCAGGCUUCACACCCAAAAGAAGCCCUGCCAGACAGCAGCAAGGCGUGAGUCAUCCACGCGUUGCCUGCGUAGCCGUUAAAGACUUAUUCUCCAUGGAUCAUGAACGCAAGGAAGAUUGGAUGUGACCAAGGUGAUGCAGAAUGGCGGUCCCUGCACACAAUGACUGUGGCUGUUGUGUAGCAAAGACUACUGACUGGUUGUCUAAGAAGACGAAUUCAUCUUGAUUUUGACAUGAAACAAGUAUUUCAAAAGUAGAGAAUUUGGGGCUGGGAAUGUCGUUUAGUGGUAGAGGGCUUGCCUAGCAUGCAUGAAGCCCUGAGUUCGAUUC